UCAACGGCAAUCGACGCUUAACGACACCAUGAAGUCCUUCCAGGUUGUGUUUUGGCUGCUUAUCGUGCUCGCGACAGUCUGCCUGUCCGAGGGCCGUACCCGGCGGGAUCUUCGCUACCGGCAGAACGUAGCCUACGCCUACCAGUAUCGAACGGAUCAGAUCGCGAGCGUACGGAAGGUUCCACUCGUACCGGUGGUGGUACCCUCGGUGCACAUUCAAAAUCAGCUGCUGCAGCACGAGAAGACGAAGGCGCACGUGCUCCACUUUCCAACACGCCGCCCGAUGCAGGCCAUCGAUCAGCUGCACACGCGAGUUGACAUUGGACAGCAUCGUCGCAGUGGAACCGUUCCCGUGGUACCCGUGGUAGUGCCGGUUGUGCCCGUGGUACCGGCUGUUGCCACUGUGCCCGGCGGAACGGUCGUGGCUCAUUCUCAUACGGAGGUCUACCGAAAAUAUAGAUGAACGUGAGGGGAAAGCGAGUUUAUGGGGAAAAAGAAAACAUAAUAAAUGAGUGAAAAUUCUCGGAAUGGUGGGUUUAGAAUCUGAGUAUCGAUUGCUGAAUUGACCAUGUUCAAUUAAAUUGACUGCUUG
Anopheles stephensi (Asian malaria mosquito) is the source of this 592-nucleotide messenger RNA. RefSeq lists its product as uncharacterized. The transcript has 2 exons. The coding region runs from base 29 to 463 and encodes 144 amino acids. NCBI's taxonomy places the organism in Eukaryota, Metazoa, Arthropoda, Insecta, Diptera, Culicidae. The record is from RefSeq and is a predicted model, not a curated record.